AUGGAGUUUUCUGACAAGGAGAUUGGGGAUGCACUCUUCCAAAUCAGACCUUUAAAAGCCCCGGGGCCAGAUGGUUUUCCUGCCAGGUUCCUUCAACGAAACUGGGGCGUCUUAAAGGAAGAGGGAGUUAAUGAAACCACAAUAGUUCUCAUUCUGAAAGUGGAUAAUCCUGAAUCGUUAGCUCAGUUCCGCCCCAUUAGCCUGUGCAAUGAAAAGGAUCCAGAGAAGAGUUUUUGUGCAUACAAGCUGGAUCUGUCAAAGGCUUAUGAUCGUGUUGAUUGGGUCUUCUUGGAGCAAAUGAUGAUUAAGUUGGGUUUCGCUCAUCAGUGGGUGCAAUGGAUAAUGCAGUGUGUCACCUCUGCUGAGGAGUUUGAAGAUAAAUAUCUAGGUCUCCCGACCCCACAUGGUAGAAUGCACAAGGGCCGUUUUCAAAGUUUGCAAGAGAAGCUACUGAAAUGGAUGCUAGUCUGGGGAGAUGGGUUCCCGUCCCAGGCUGGUAAGGAGACUCUAAUCAAGGCCAUUGCUCAAUCGAUACCCACAUACAUAAUGAGUGUGUUUAAACUACCAAGAGCAGUAUGUGACGACCUCAUGCGCAUGGUCUGUAAUUACUGGUGGGGUGCAAGCAAAGGACGAAGGAAAACUCACUGGUUGUCCUGGGAAAAAAAUACCUUGCCAAAGGCGAAAGGAGGGCUAGGGUUCCGUGACUUCCGAGUUUUCAACCAGGCUCUUCUAGCAAGACAAGCUUGGAGGCUUCUAACCAAGCCAAACAACUUGUGUGCAAGAGUCAUGAAGGCGAGAUACUUUCCAAAUGGGGAGCUUCAGGACACAGUAUUCUCGGGCAAUGCAUCGCCAGCCUGGCAGGGAGUUCAGCACGAAUUAGAACUUCUGAAGAAGGGGCUCCUUUGGCGUGUUGGCCUCAUCACGGAGCAGGGUACAUGGAAUGUGCAGCUACUUUGGAAGCACUUUCACCAGGUAGAUGUCGAAGUGAUCAUGCAGAUCAAGCCGUGUGCCCGGCGCAUGGAGGAUGUGUUGGCAUGGGCGCCAAGUGCAAAUGGAGUCUUUACUGUCAAAAGUGCGUACUGGCUCGGCAUGGAGGAGCUGAACCGGCCUUUUAUAGGCGCCACGAGCAGGGCACCGAAUGGUCGAAGGGCCAUUUGGAAGGCAAUUUGGGGGUGUCCCAUGGCGAGGAGUGCAUGGCAAGCAAUGGAGGAAUUCUGGAGUUUGCCGAAUGUGAAGGAAAUGAAGUCGUCUGAUCAUGAAUGGCUGCUGCACAUGCUGGACAGGAAGACAGAGAUACAACGUGUCAUGAUCUUAAUGACACUUUGGCGCAUAUGGUACUGCCGAAAUGAAGUGAUCCAUAACAAGCUGACGCCAUCCAUCAAGGUUUCAAGACAUUUCCUUUGUAGCUACCUGGAGUCUAUCUUAGUGAUCAAACAAUUUCCUGACGCUGAUCCAACGAAAGGAAAAUCAAUGGUGGUAUGGGAGAGGAAGGCUAAUACAUCAGGAAGGAAGAUGGACAUGAAGGAGAAGACUGUAAAGAAGUGGAAGAAACCCCCAGAUGGAUACGUGAAACUGAAUAUGGAUGGGUCGUACUGUCAGGCAGAUGGGACAGGAGGUUCAGGGAUGAUAUUGCGCGACGACGCUGGCCAUGUCAUCGUCUCGGCAUGA
Lolium perenne is the source of this 1668-nucleotide messenger RNA. The record is from RefSeq and is a predicted model, not a curated record. NCBI's taxonomy places the organism in Eukaryota, Viridiplantae, Streptophyta, Magnoliopsida, Poales, Poaceae.